Messenger RNA from Esox lucius (northern pike), 2350 nucleotides. RefSeq names its product phosphoinositide-3-kinase interacting protein 1 (gene pik3ip1). Gene Ontology annotation, molecular function: endopeptidase activity; signaling receptor binding. The record is from RefSeq and is a predicted model, not a curated record. NCBI's taxonomy places the organism in Eukaryota, Metazoa, Chordata, Actinopteri, Esociformes, Esocidae.
AUGUUUUUCUCGUUGCACUUUGUUUUGUUGAGCGUGGCUUUUGUGGACUGCACAUCCGCCACUGAAGACUGCAUCAAAUCCAAUGGUGUCGAAUACAGAGGGAACAACCAGAGCUCCUCCACAGGAUUAACCUGUCUAAACUGGACCAACACAACCCGGGACUACGAUGUUAUGGCGUAUACAGAUCCACAAAUGGGUGUUGGGGACCAUAACUACUGCCGUAACCCAGACUCCUCUGAGAAGCCCUGGUGCUACGUGACUGGCCCAGAUACUCAGGCCCAGAGACAAACAUGUGCUAUUGACACCUGCAAAGACGAAUCCCCUACAGAGGCCGCAGAAGCAAGCCCCCUUAUCACUGCACAAACAGAGAUCCUUGAGCCGGCUAUAUCUGGGCCUGGCCAGGGUGGGAGUGCUGCGGUCCAGCCAGUCAUGGGCAUCAGCCAGCUCCGCACAGGACCCAAGAAGAAGAAAGACCUGGGCACUCUUGGGUAUGUGGUUGGCAUCCUCAUGAUGGCUAUCAUCAUCCUCCUGGGGGUGGGCAUCACCGUUGGCUACUUCUACAAGAGAGCCCGAGAUCUGAAGACAAAGCACGAGCAACGCGUGUAUGAGCGGGAGAUGCAGAGGAUCACGCUGCCCCUGUCGGCCUUCUCCAACCCAACCUGUGAACUGGUGGAUGAGAACGCCAUCAUCAUCACAGCCGAGGAGCAGAACCCAACCCAGGACGGCAUAGGGGAGCAGGGAGGAGAUCCCCUGAUGGGCCAGCAAGCUGUUACCCCCGGGGCCUGAGCGCUGACCACCCAACUAGACUGGGAACGGACCGUGACAUUUAAACUUCAGAGGACCAAAACACUCCCCUCCCGGACCUCCCUCUGCCCCCAAAAUUAACGUCCUUAUCAAGGCCUACCAGAAGAAGGGGAGCAGAGCUGAGCUCCAAAGACUGGACCGUGUCCUUAUUGCCCUGAUUAUUACAUACAUGUGUCACCAACAGGGAGAAAGGUUUGAUGAGGACAGACUCCACGUUGAGACCAUCAGAUGAAUCUGGUAACGGUUGUGUACAGAAGUGCAUGUCAGGGAUGCUCAGUGAGAAAUAGAGCAGUUGAAGACCAUUAUGAUGGACUCACCCUUUGUUGCAGCAUUGUGAUGGUCUUGUGAGAGGAAUGUGUAUCAAUCAACAGUAAUCAUGGAGAUUUUAUGAAUAUUGGUUUUGGUGAACCACAAAGAGACAGUGUUUUGAAAGGGCGAUUUCAUAGUCUUUUCUUAUUUUCAGUUUUCAUUUUGAGGUGUUCAGCAGCUGAGUGUUAUGGGUUUACCUCAGAGAAUAGUGCAACUCGCAUCCCUUCUGUCCUUUGGCUGAUCCAAAGCACUUGGUGUACAUGUUCGGGAAAUACUAUUUUGAAUCAGUGUUGGGACUGAAUGCAUCAUUUGUUAGCUACUACAUGAUUAGUUGAUCUAAAUCGGAGCUUCAAAAUAAAAUCAAGGGCGGUAGCCUAGUGACUGAAGCAUCUUAUUAAACAAAAGGUUGCUAGAUUUUAUCCCAGAACAGGCAAGGUGAAACCUGUCUUGCACUCUGAAGCUUUAAUGUUGCCUUAGCAUGAUGCACCUGAAUGUAUAGAUCAUGGUCUCCUGAUGACCUUACUGUUAAACUAAUACAUUUAUCAAUCAUAAGGUGACAAACUACAACCAUCAGUACUGGUUUGCUGGAAAUUUAAGGGGACCAUUAGGGUGCUUCCCCUCAGGUUGCCAAGUGACAGAAAAGUCUGAUCUCAGGACACAAUGGGGCAGCACUGUCGUAAAGCAAAACCACUAAGUCUGGGUUCUGGCUAGAACCGGACAGAGCCUGUCUGAAUGCUGCCUGAACAGAACAGUCAAUUGUUGUGGGUUGAAUUUAGGGCAUUAGAUUGUAUCUGGACCAUUAAACUUUGUCCCAAAUGCCCAAGAAAGCAACAGAGCAAAGUUAGUGUGAAGAGGAUAUGAGUCCAGAACUGUGACAUUUGAUCUGUACAAAGUCAUUGUCCAGUUGUCACAUUGAUACUAAAAGUAACUGCAGUAUCUUUUCUAAUCAAUCAAACUCUUAGUUGGGAUAUUUCUGAUUCACUAUGUUGCUCUGUUCUACCAAUGCAAGUUUGCAUUGAUCCAAAUUAUUUUAUUGUGAUGACUUUUCAUAGUUUAGUAAAAUAUCAUUCUGUAAUCAUAAUGGUUCCUUUCAUUUUUGUUGAACAUUAUGUAAAUAAUGUAUUCACUGUUGCUCAUUUGGAAAAAAGGCCAAAUUUUAUUAACUGUUUAACAGAUGCAAUUCCUUAUCAAAUUUCACAGAGUUGCAAAUUGUGAUUGGUUUGAGGAAAUGUGUUCU